GCAACCGCCGUCAUCAUCAUCCACAUCGACAGCUGAUGCGGAGGGUUCGUCGAAGAAGGUGAGGAAACCUUAUACCAUCACCAAGUCUAGGGAGAGCUGGACAGAGGAAGAGCACGACAAGUUCCUAGAAGCGCUUCAACUUUAGUUCCACUAAAAGAUCCGUUUUUCUUCUCGUGAAAAACACAAAAAACUCUGACGCCGGGAGUCGAACCCAGGUCUCUCGGGUGAAAACCGAGUAUCCUAACCAGCUAGACUACGACGGAUUGUUGCUUUAUUAACUUUUUAAGUGAUCUUGUAUUGGAUGAUACUAGUAUUUCUUGGGUAAAUAGAGUUACAUUUUAUCUUGUGUAGGAACUAGUAGCUCAUUUCAAACCUAGCCUUUAAGAUGAUUCAGAGGAUAUGGUUUGAUCGAGACUGGAAGAAGAUAGAAGAUUUCGUGGGUUCCAAGACUGUUAUUCAGAUAAGGAGUCAUGCACAAAAAUACUUUUUAAAGGUUCAGAAAAACGGGACGCUAGCACACGUUCCACCCCCUCGGCCUAAGCGCAAAGCUGCUCAUCCUUAUCCUCAAAAGGCAUCCAAGAACGCUCAAAUGCAACUUCAAGUUUCCACUUCUUUUACUACGCGAAAUAGCGACAUGGCAGAGGGAUAUACUUCGUGGGAUGACGUAUCAAUGAUGCUAAACAGAUUCAUUUCACCACGACAGGAACUUUCUACACUUCAUGGAGCAGAAGAUGAUAUUGGGUCGAAGGGCUUAUUAAAUGUUAGUAGCCCUUCCACAUCCGGUAUGGGAAGCUCAAGCCGAACCAUAUCAGGUUCUGAGAUUGUAAUAAAACAGGCAGAGCAACCUCCACUGCUUCAAGGUGUACCUGAUUUUGCUGAGGUUUAUAACUUCAUUGGAAGUGUGUUUGAUCCUGAAAAGAGAGGCCACGUGGAAAAGCUCAAGGAAAUGGAUCCUGUCAAUUUCGAAACUGUUCUGUUAUUGAUGAGAAACCUCACAGUUAACUUAUCAAACCCUGAUUUGGAAUCCGCAAGGAACGUACUCUCAUCAGAUGAGGUGAACAGCGAGAUCCCAAGUGUUACCACUGGUUCCUUUGUCCACUCAACAAGCGACAAAUCUGAUUCAUGAAGAUAUCAACCAUCAGUUAUCAACGUUGAAUCGUCUAUUUUCAAUGUUAAAUGAACUUUGAGCUAUAUACGUCACUAAGGAAUCACAAUCUUGUCAAUGCGUCAAGUGAGGAUUGUGUAAUAGGGAGUCAGCCCAAUACGGUUUGUUAUUGUUCUGAGGAGGAAACAUGAGUGAAGUUUUCAUGCUUCAUGUGAGUACAGUUCCGUGAAUGGCAUAGGUUUAAUAUAUUUCAUAUACUGUCUAUAACAAUAAAAUUAACAUUAUAAAAUCUUCAUAAUCUAGA
Messenger RNA from Raphanus sativus (radish), 1409 nucleotides. RefSeq names its product protein REVEILLE 8. Bases 386 to 1126 code for a protein of 246 amino acids. The transcript has 10 exons. The record is from RefSeq and is a predicted model, not a curated record. Lineage: Eukaryota; Viridiplantae; Streptophyta; Magnoliopsida; Brassicales; Brassicaceae. Gene Ontology annotation, molecular function: DNA binding.